UCCACAGUGCGCACUACGGUGCAGGAGAGAAAGGAAACGACAGUGGCGGAACGCAAAGAGCUUAUGUCUAACGUAGCUAGACAAGGGACUUAGUGUGCCCUGGCGUCUCUCACUUCUCCGGUAGAGCGUUUGCCCAAAUAUCACUGCAAAAUGGGAAGAGUCGGCUGUGUUUUUUGUACCACGACCUUGGAUGAAUGUGUCGCGUAAUGCGACCGAAAAGAGUUGCCUUUUGGGGGAUACAUUUAUGUUUUGGGGCGGAUAUUUUUUUACGAGAGUAGCUAGUUGCUAGUUCUGGCUAGCGGCUGUCAGGGUACUUGGAACGUAUUUUUGCAAGGAUGCUACGAUGGAUACGACAGCAGCUGGGUUUUGACCCCCCCCAUCAAAGUGACACUAGGACAGUUUAUGUAGCAAACCGUUUCCCCCAGCAUGGUCACUAUAUACCUCAACGUUUUGCUGACAACAGAAUCACAUCAUCGAAGUAUACUGUUUGGAAUUUUGUCCCCAAGAAUCUGUUUGAGCAGUUCAGAAGGAUAGCGAACUUUUACUUUCUCAUCAUCUUCCUUGUACAGUUAAUGAUUGACACCCCAACUUCCCCAGUCACAAGUGGUCUGCCUCUUUUCUUUGUGAUUACAGUUACUGCCAUAAAACAGGGCUAUGAGGACUGGCUGAGACACAAGGCUGACAAUGAGGUGAACGGAGCUCCUGUGUUUGUUGUUCGCAGCGGAAGCCUGGUCCAGACGAGAUCCAAAAACAUCAGGGUGGGGGAUAUUGUACGCGUGGCUAAAGAUGAGACAUUUCCAGCUGAUCUGGUGUUACUGUCAUCAGACCGUUCAGAGGGCACCUGUCACAUUACCACUGCCAGCCUUGAUGGGGAGACUAAUCUUAAGACACACUACUCUGUGGCAGAGACAUCUGUAUGUCAGUCGGUUUCCCAACUCGAGACCUUGCAGGGUAUUGUGGAGUGUCAGCAACCAGAAGCUGACCUGUACAGGUUUGUUGGUCGAAUAACAGUGACUCACCAUGGGGAGGACAUUGUCAGACCACUGGGUCCUGAAAACUUGUUGCUACGAGGGGCCAGGUUGAAAAAUACCAAAGAGAUAUUCGGUGUAGCUGUUUAUACAGGGAUGGAGUCAAAAAUGGCCCUUAACUAUAAAUGCAAGUCACAAAAACGCUCUGCAGUAGAAAAAUCUAUGAAUACCUUCCUAAUCAUCUACCUGGGCAUCCUACUGUCAGAAGCUGUGCUCAGUACCAUUCUAAAGUAUGCUUGGCAGGCUGAGGACAAAUGGGACGAGCCUUUUUACAACCUGAAGACUGAUCAAGAGAAAAACAGCAGCCCGAUCUUGAAAUUCAUCUCAGACUUCUUGGCAUUCCUGGUCCUCUACAAUUUCAUCAUUCCUAUCUCACUCUAUGUUACUGUGGAGAUGCAGAAGUUCCUUGGAUCCUUUUUCAUAGGCUGGGAUUUAGACCUCUACCAUAAGGAGAGUGACCAGAAAGCUCAAGUCAACACCUCAGACCUCAAUGAAGAGCUUGGACAGGUGGAGUAUGUGUUUACCGAUAAGACAGGCACGUUAACAGAAAAUGAAAUGCAAUUCCGUGAGUGUUCGAUCAAUGGAAACAAAUUUUGGGAAGUUAAUGGCAAACUGGUGCCUGAGGGUCAAACUAAUGAUUCACCUGAUGGCUCUGCACCUAAUUUGGUCAGAGAGGAAUUGUUAUUUCUCAAAGCAGUGUCACUGUGCCACACAGUCCAAAUCAGCUAUGACCAACCAGACUGCAUCUCCACAGCAGGAGACCCAUUCUCCCAUGUUAACGGGUUUUCGUCCAAUGAAAUGGAAUAUUAUGCUUCUUCGCCAGAUGAGAAAGCUUUAGUAGAGGCAGCAAAAAGAAUUGGUGUGACCUUUACUGGUAUCAGAGGUGAUACAAUGGAAAUCCAAAUAUUCGGCAAACCAGAGAAGUAUAAAUUGCUCCAUGUGUUAGAAUUUGAUGCAAACCGCAGAAGGAUGAGUGUCAUACUUGAGACCCCUUCAGGUGGCAAAGUUCUGUUUACCAAGGGAGCAGAGUCAUCUAUUCUUCCUUUCGCCACGAGUGGUGAGAUAGACAAGACAAGAAUUCACGUAGAUGAGUUUGCCUCGAGAGGGUUGCGAACCCUAGUAGUAGCAUGUCGCCAUUUCACCUCAGAGGAGUACGUUGAAGUGGACAGGCAUUUGAACAGUGCCCGCACUGCGCUGCAGCAGAGGGAAGAGAGACUGCAAGAUGCCUUCAGCUACAUCGAAAAAGACCUACAACUCCUUGGAGCAACAGGCGUGGAAGACAGGCUCCAAGACAAAGUUCAGGAGACCAUUGAGGCUCUGCGUCUGGCAGGAAUUAAAGUGUGGGUGCUGACAGGCGAUAAACAUGAGACAGCAGUCAGCGUCAGUCUGUCCUGUGGUCACUUCCACAGAACCAUGAACAUCCUGGAGCUCCUACAGCAACGCUCUGACAAUGAGUGUGCUGAGCAGCUCCGUAGACUGUCGAGAAGGAUCAAAGAGGACCAUUUCCUACAGCAUGGAUUGGUUGUAGAUGGAGCCAGUUUAUCUUUAGCAUUGAGGCAACAUGAAAAGCUCUUUAUGGAAGUUUGUAAAAACUGUUCUGCUGUGCUUUGCUGUCGUAUGGCCCCGCUACAGAAAGCAAAGGUGGUGCGUCUUUUCAAAAGCUCCCCAGAGAAACCAAUCACAUUAGCUAUUGGAGACGGUGCCAAUGAUGUCAGUAUGAUUCAAGAAGCCCAUGUUGGCAUAGGAAUUAUGGGAAAGGAAGGUCGCCAGGCUGUGAGAAACAGUGACUAUGCAAUUGCCAGAUUUAGAUUUCUUGCAAAACUGCUGUUGGUCCAUGGUCACUUCUACUAUAUUCGAAUAGCCACACUUGUACAAUACUUUUUCUAUAAGAAUGUGUGUUUUAUCACGCCGCAGUUUUUAUACCAGUUCUUCUGCCUGUUUUCACAGCAAACUCUGUAUGACAGUGUUUACCUGACACUGUACAACAUCUGCUUCACCUCACUGCCCAUCCUUGUGUACAGUCUGUUUGAACAGCUUGUUCAUCCACACGUCCUGCAGAGUAAACCAGUCCUCUACAGAGACAUCAGCAGGAAUUCUUUGUUAUCUUUCCGAACGUUCCUCUAUUGGACUAUCUUGGGGUUCUGUCAUGCUUUUGUCUUUUUCUUUGGAUCGUACAUGCUGAUGGGCGAAGAUACUACACUUAUGGGCAAUGGUCAGAUCUUGCGAGCUAACAGGCAGCUGAUGUUUGGUAACUGGACUUUUGGAACGUUGGUCUUUACAGUCAUGGUCAUCACUGUCACUUUAAAGCUCGCAUUGGAAACUCAUUUCUGGACAUGGAUGAAUCAUUUUGUGACAUGGGGUUCAAUAGCCUUCUAUUUCAUCUUCUCUCUCUUCUAUGGAGGAAUCAUCUGGCCAUUUCUGCACACCCAGGAUAUGUAUUUUGUGUUUGUCCAACUGCUAUCCAGUGGCUCUGCCUGGUUUGCUAUCAUCAUCAUCAUUAUAACGUGCCUCUUUCCAGAUGUUGUGAAGAAGGUGUUCUAUCGACAUCUGCUGCCCACCAGCACACAGAACAGUCAGAUGUUUUCCAACUGUGGGGUAAUGGGUGAUGACUUCAUCUCUCUUCAACCUCUGUCCAGAUCCAAGAAUCCACUGGGCAAAAUUAGUCUUUAUCAGCCCCCCAGGCCCUCGGCUGUGUGGAGUCCUUGUGCUGCUACCAACAUGGGCGGAGCGGCUGUUCCCGCCUGGUCCACCUCCUGGAGCAAAUGACUGGACAGUGCCCAACCACCAGCAACCACUGCGACGUCUCCAGCAACAGGUGUUGGGCUGAUGCGGACAACUUCUACUCCAACGAUCGGAGCGUCCUGACGCUGUCUCCAAUCGAGGUCACCCACUGCUGAGAUGACCCCGCCCCACCCCCGACUCCCCACCCAAUACAUACACACUCACCCCUACAGCUCAAUCGGAGCUGUGAAUGAAGCCAAAGGACAGUUGUGCACCUUAAAACGGUUGACGGUCCUCAGCAGCAUGAGAACCUUAGAGGAAAAAACUGCUUGAAGGACAUUAAACACUCCAUGAGUUUAGUCCAGAUCGUCGACGUCCAGUGAGGUCAAUAUGUUAGUGUACUCUUUGUCUUCACUAGUCGAACGACUGUGUUACAAGUCAAGUUCCCACCCACCCCACUACUAUUCUCCAUUUGAGCAACAUUUUUUGCACAUUAGUAGUACAAACGUUUGUGUACUAGUAGUUCAACUCCAUGCUGCUAGAGAGGUGGAACUCUGCACGUGUUGCCUUCUGCACACAAGUAGUAAUACUCAUACGCCCAUUGAUAGAAUUUUGUCUCUAGUUGUACUAGUAGCAAUAGUUAACAUCUGUGCCACUAUACUAAUAAAGGGGUAGACGUUAACUUGUAGAAUUUUGUCACUAUCUACACUAGUUGUAUUAGUUGACAGUUGUUCUACUUAAGUGCAUGAUGUCAUAUACUACAACGGUAUAAAGUCAGAAGUCAUGCGAGUUGACAUCUGCAUUCUACUAGUGAAGCACUAGAUGUUAACUUGUAAAAUGUCACUGGUUGCAUUGACUUCUGUACACUACUAGUACUAUACCACUACCAAUUAAGACCUUGGUGUUUACUCGUAGAAAUGUUUAGUGGUACUAAUUAAUAUCUGGGUUACUAGUGAAACCCUUGGAUGUUAACUAGUAGAUUUUAUUACUGGUAGCACUUGACAUCUGUGCAUUACUGGAACAACCAGGGAAUCGGUAAGUAUUUGACAUGUCACUUGUUUGCAGUUUUGGUAGACAUUGGCAAAUAGUCCUUUAUGUUAAUUAGUAGAAAUUUGAGACCACAAGUACAAAUCAACAUCUGGGUGCUAAUAGUGAAGUGCUAGAGGUCAGCUAUUAGAAUUUGAUCAUGUCACCAGUAGUACUAUUUGCACAAGUUGAUAUCGGCGCAGUACUUGUAGUGUCACUAGUAGUACUAGUUGACAUCUGCGUUCCAAGUGAAGAUAUGUGCAGAAAAUGGAUACAAUAGUAGAGUCAGUAGUGGAAAAUUGUUGUUCUACCGAUAUGUCUUACUAGUGAGGACAAAGUGUACUAGUACGAAUGGACCGGAAAGUGAAGGCAGUCGAUGUGUAAAUGUCUUUCCUUGUACUCUCCCAUCCUAAAUUUUAUCGAUCUCAGAGAUACUCCAGCAAACGGCGCAUUUGAACGAGCCGCCACAGGACUCACUUGCGUCGUAUCUCUUCCCAAAAACUAAGCUCGCCUUAGCGUUGCCAUCCACACGUUCGUUCCAGGGACCAGCGGGCACAUCACCAUCCCCUCGUUCCUUUGGACCACCACUGCUGGCCAGGCCCAAAUCCUUCUUGUGGACCUCCACACUGAUACCAAAGAGUUAUUUUUGUGCCUACUUCCACACACACUCGUGCUGCUUUCUCGUCAUUACGCUGUUAAUAAAGCCAUAUGUUUGUUUGUUUUUUCCCAGAAAGCCCCCUUCUUAUUUUUCAAUGAUUGAAGGUAGUGUAAAUAGAUUGCGGCUGUUGUGUUUAUUGCCGUUUUACUCAUUUUGGCCACAGGUUUCUGUAUGUCUCCACACUCCAACAAAAAAGUUCUGCUCCAUCCUUCCCUUCCUUUAUGUCUAAUCAAUCGCGGUUCGGAACAGUCGCAACUCGUGCACUUAAGAGUCACGGACACUUGACAGACGAAUGUUUAUCGGAGUUUGAACGUCAUUGCGUUAAAAUCAUGUCGAUCAUUCUUCAAUCAUGCUUUAUUUGAUUUUUUUCAGCAUUCGUAUUUGUGUUGCAUCCCACCUGGUUUUGACAGCUGUGCAUGUUGGUGUACAUGUGCAAUGGUCACAUUGUUUUGUUUAGGUGUGAAAAUAAAUCAUGUGUGAGUUCAGAAACCCUACAAGACAACCGUUUUAAACUUGAUUGCUGCCACAUGAUGAGUUAUGGUUUUGAAUGUUUCCAUGUGCUGGAAAACAACCAAAUUGCGGUGUUUGUGCUGUUGUUCUUUUGGUGAAAUGAUUGCUCUUGAUGUCUCCCUGUUGAUUUUGUUUGUUCUAUAGUAGCAGUAUAUCAAUGAGCUGAUUGCAAUCUGAAUAAAACAUUAGGUACGAACAUAUUUUUGAAUUUCACCAAACUUCUACUUUUCCACAUGUACCUCCGGCCAUGCUGACCAUAGUAUAUUUUUUCAACCAGUUGACCUCAUUGAAGCAAGUGAAAAGCAUUGCAAGAUAGACUAAUUGCAAUUUGUCAUAGUUGAAAGGGACAUUGUGACUUUUUUUUUUGGGGGGGGGCGUGGGGGCAUGAAGGUCACUUGUCUAACAUGCUUGUCAUUUUUCUUAAAUUACACCCUUCGGCCUGAAUGAAUAAGAUAUAUCAACCUGUGAUAUUUCUAAAUCAAAACCAUGAGAAAGCUAAGGUUGUAGUUACUAAAGUUGUUUGAAUAUACAAAAAAAAAAGCAUUCCUUAGAAAAGCAGGUGAAUUACACAUGUGUUAAAGAUCUCUGAGAGGUGUUGGCCAUUCCUCAUCUGAGGAGCCAAAUAGGCCAAUGCAACAUACAGUACAGUAUAUCAUUUUUGUUUCUAAGUAUCAAAGGAGAGCAGAAGACUGUUAUGGCAUCACAUAAGGCUCCAUCGCUAUUUCUAGGAGUCCAUUACUCAACCAUGUCAUCAAAUGGUCAUUAAUCCAUUUAAAGCACUUUCUAAUUAAACAGUGAUAUCUUGGUAGUAGUGCAGUACCAUCUACUGAUGACAAGUCAAAUUAGUCUAUGUGUUCAGGGUGCCUCUAGAGUGACGUAACAGUGUCAAGUGAUCCAGAACUGCUCAAUUCAUUGGGCUGAAAAUCAAAAUUUGUUUAGGAAGUGGCCUACAUUAAAUGAGAUGGCAAAAUGAAAAUGUCAACCAGUGUGUAUUGCGCAUAAGAGCACAGCUGAUUUUAAUCAGUAUGUAUGUGUGUUGGUUAACUGGAAAUCAUUUUUAUUAAUGCAAUCCAACAUCACUCCUGUUAGGUGAUGCCUUUUGGUUGUUAUUCCUCUUUUCUGCAAUAUUGUCUUACAGCUAAUGUUUAUGAAAAUGCUGUUCUAUUUAUGUAAUAAAUAAAUUUUUAAGAAA
Molecule: messenger RNA, 7135 nt
Organism: Syngnathoides biaculeatus (alligator pipefish)
Lineage: Eukaryota; Metazoa; Chordata; Actinopteri; Syngnathiformes; Syngnathidae
Gene: atp11b
Product: ATPase phospholipid transporting 11B
Exons: 32
Coding region: 336-3794 (1152 amino acids)
Biological process (GO): phospholipid translocation
Cellular component (GO): endoplasmic reticulum; plasma membrane; trans-Golgi network
Molecular function (GO): ATP binding; ATP hydrolysis activity; magnesium ion binding
Source: RefSeq, a predicted model, not a curated record